This is a messenger RNA of Lycium barbarum (goji berry), 2731 nucleotides long. RefSeq names its product protein LNK2. Gene Ontology annotation, biological process: circadian rhythm; regulation of DNA-templated transcription. NCBI's taxonomy places the organism in Eukaryota, Viridiplantae, Streptophyta, Magnoliopsida, Solanales, Solanaceae. The transcript has 9 exons. The coding region runs from base 361 to 2376 and encodes 671 amino acids. The record is from RefSeq and is a predicted model, not a curated record.
GGUCCCACGCGCUCCAUAAGUCCAAACACAACCACAAACUUCCUCUGUACACACAACACAGAGUCUCUUCUCGUACCCCGCCAAAAAAAAAAAAAGAAGCCAAAAUUACUAUGUGAAUCUCCGACAUACGUCUUGUCUGAAUAUUAGUUUCCUCUGUGAAUAUUGAUUUUCAGUGACUCGUUUUUUGUUUUGGUUGAAAUGUAUAAGUUGAUCCAGUGAAGAAAAAUCGGCCAUGUUUGAGCUAAAUUUGAAGCGCUUAAGAGUAGAUACACAUUGUCGGUUUUAUAGAUAUGUUUGAUUGGAACGACCAAGAGCCGAGGGUCUUUCGGAAACAGCCUUCCUGUCUUCCGAGAUAGGGGUAUGAUCUGCGUACACUUUACCCUCCCCAGACCUCACAUUGUGGGAUUUCACUGGCUAACUGAUAUAAUAUGGGGCGAGACUGGUGAGAGCGAUGACCACACAGUGCCAUAUCCUGAUGGAAGUGAAGGGAAAGCUCCAGCUUAUGGAGAUAACAUUAAGAAGGAAUGGGACAUGGAAGCUUCUAACAUCAAGCCUACUGAUCAGAAGAAACUUACAACUAAAGCGGAUCUGAGUAAUAUUAAACAAGAUCGCAGUUCCAAACGUGACACUGGUGGAGCUACUAUCACAGCUGGAUACAGGGUGGAUUUGGGUGCUGACCUGUCAUUGACCAAUGCGACAAAGACUAAUCAAGAUUCCUUGGGUGCUGAGGCAUCUAAUAAUCUGACAGAAGUUCCAAAACAUGAACGUCUUAGAGAUGAGAGAAAUCGGCUUGGUGAUGAUUCUCGAGUUUUUCACCAUCAGAAUGAGGAACUGGAGCAAGGUGAUUUUAUUGAUUAUGGAUGGGCUAACAUUGGAAGUUUUGAUGACCUUGAUAAGAUAUUUAGCAACAACGAUCCAAUAUUUGGAGAUACAAGCCUUCCUAACACGCUCGAUCUAUGGUCAUCUUGUAAAGAUGUUACAAGCAGCCCAGAUAGGUCUGUUCCCGUGUCUAUUGACUCUCCGAGUUUGACACUAGGAUCUCCGAGUAGCCCAUCAGAAAGAUUAGAAAUUAAAGCAGAAUACAGGCUAGACCAGGAGAAGUCCUCCACUGUUGAUGAAGAGAAUGCUAAUGAUAUCACAUCUGAUGUGCAUCUAUGCACUGAUGCUAGGGACCAUGAUGGAGGCAAAAGUAUGCGUUUACCGAAGGAAAAGUUGUUUUCGUGUGUACAGGGAAAUAACCGGGAAAGAAUAUUGAAAGGUCGACUUAAAUUAGAACAAGAAGGUGAAUUUGCUCAGUUGCAGGAAUUAUGUGGAUCCUUGUCUCCUCACCUGAACAAGUUUGGCAUGCCAUCUGUAACGAAUCAACCUUGUCCUGCUUUAGAGCUCAGUCAACAAAGUCUGCUUCAAGGACCAGAAUGUUUGCAGCACAAACAUUUUCCAGGUCCUCUUUUUGCUUCUUCUAUUUAUGGGGAUACGGGUAAUUAUUGUUCUCCCAUGCCUGUCUGGUCACCGUUCCAUUCUGGGCAAGCAAGCCAUCAGCAUGUCCUGUCAAGUUAUAAAUCUUCCCCAGGCAAUUCAAGUCAUUUCAGCAAGUCUCAAGAUGCUUCAUCAAAACCUUUGAUGAUGACACCUCAAGAAAAAAUUGAAAAACUAAGAAGGCGACAGCAAUUGAGAGCCAUGCUUGCCAUUCAGAAACAGCAGCGGCAGUUUAGCUGUCAACCAAAGGAAGGAGGAUCUGUUGAAGAGAAUAUGAGCUGCAUCCCUUCUGUUGACCCGAGCUCACCUUUAGAACAGGGUGAAUCCAACACAGUUUGUUUGGCAGUUGAAGAUCCCUCAGUGGAAGACGCGGCACUCUACCUUCUUCAGGAUGUUAUCUCAAAGUUGGACCUCAAAAUAAGACUUUGUAUCAGAGACAGCUUGUUCCGACUGGCUCAAAGUGCUACACUGAGGCAAUGUGGCAAUGAUAGUUGCAGCAGCAGGAAGGGUGGAAGAGAAGUCAGCAAGGAAGAAAUGAACACCAAUAGCAGGCUACCCCAUGUAGAGACUGAGACGAAUCCAAUAGACCGCACUGUAGCUCAUCUGCUCUUCUAUAAUCCAUCGGAGUUGCCCUCAAAACUUGCGGAAUUUCCCAAGUCAUCAAUGUUUUCUGUGCUCAAUUGUGAAAGAAAAGAAGUUGGUUUACCGAGCUUUCCAAGCAGAUUUUUACAGCAGAAUUCUGAAACUAAUCCAACCACAGCUUACCAGGGACCAAAAGCUUCUGCCUCUCAUAAUGAAGUGGAUAUAAUGAAAAGUAGCCCCUGCCUUAAGACUUUUGAGAAUGCAUCAAACAAUGAGGGAGCAGAUGGUAGUGUUACUGGGGUUGAAGCCGCCUUGUGAAACUACCUAUUGUUAGAUAUGUAUAUAAGGCCAACUGGACACUGUGCAAUCAUGUGUUACAAGAUUUGACAUUCUAGGAAUCUAUGUUGUGCACAGGAAGAAACCUCUUUUACACUGGUGCAACGCUUUCUAUUUCCCUCCUGCAAGGAUUGCUUUUUGUUGUACUGAAGGUUCUCAAAUAGUGAACCUACAUACUUCAACAGUUCGACUAAACAAGCCCCAAUAUUGUAAUUUGACCAUGCUAAACGUGUGCUUUAUGUCUGUUGUUUGAUAAUACAUUUCGCCUAAAGCCCAACGAAAUGUUGCUGAAUCUUUAUUUUUAUAUUUUUUUAUAUUUCGCCUGCAUUUACCCGAA